AUGGAUGUGGGCCCUGCCACCCCUGCUGGACUGGGCCAGCAGAAACGACCCCGCGUUUCCGAGGAAAACCGCAAAAGAGCGGUGCGAGCCUGCGAUGGAUGUCGUCGCGUAAAGGAGAAAUGCGAAGGAGGCGUCCCCUGUCGCCGGUGUCUCCGGUAUCGUCGGCAAUGCAUCUUCACCCACCCCGAUCAGACGGAGAAGCUCGCCCGAUCGCCGUCCGUCUCGAUUCUGGACCGCACGGUUGCUUUCAAUCAACAUGAAAUGCUCGAGUCGGAGCGUGUCCGGUACAUGGAACGCAUUCUUCAACAUUAUGUCCCGAAUAUCUCGUUCGAUAUACACUCUCUUCGGAAGAUGGCGGAGGAUCUGAAACACAAGCAUCGUCCCUCUGGGUUGGAGGCUGGACCGCCUUCGAUGCAGCUGGAAGGCGACGAGCUCGAGGAUUUGGCCAUCGAUGAUGAGGACUUUACCAUCAAGGCUUUACCGGAUAAUACUACCCAAUACUCGGGAGAGUUCUCGUAUUUGAACUUCUCCAUGAAGAUUAGACAGAAGAUUGACGAGUGGAUGAAGACAGCAGCUCCAGAGGCAUCGACCGAAACAGAGCCGUUCGAAGAGCGAUGGCGAGCGACGCAGCUGCAGUCGGGUUCGACUUUGGUGUCGACAUCAGUCACCUGUCUUCCGCCCCGUUUUGUCGCCGACUUCCUGGUUCAAAUAUUCUUCAAAUAUGCCCAGACCAAUAAUUUCUACGUUGAAGAGGACUGGCUGCGAGAUAAGCUCAACACGUGUUAUACAGAUCCGUCUUGUCUGUCGUCGAAGGAUGCCGGCUCGGUAUGCGCCAUCCUGAUGGUCUUGGCUGUCGGAACACAGUUUGCGCAUAUGGAAUCGUCCAUCCCCGUCAAUCGUCUCUCGUCCAACUCGGCAUUUGAUGAUGACCAUCACUUUUCCGAGGACGAUGUUGGUCUUACUUUUUACCAGUUUGCAUCCAAGCUGUUGCCAGAUAUCAUCGCCACUGCAAAUGUCCGAAGCGUGCAGGCCUGCCUACUGAUCGGAACGUAUUUGUUACCACUCGAUACAUCUGGGCUAUGCUACACAUACUUUGGUUUGGCGCUGAAGAUGGCGAUCCAAAACGGUAUGCACCGAAAGUAUACGGGAGAAGGACUAUCGCCGCGUAUGAUUGAGAUUCGGAACCGUGUGUUUUGGACUGCCUACACUAUCGAGAAGCGUGUCAGCAUUCUUCACGGUAGACCGGUUUCCUUGUUAGACGCAGACGUAGAUGCCCCGUUCCCCACGGACUUUCAAGGCUUGACGCCAUCGGGACAUGUUUCAAACGAUACGAACAUGGUGACCCUCAUCAAGCUUACACUCAAGCUUGGAGAGGUUGCAAACGAAAUAUCCGUCCUUCGCAAGUCCCGCAAGAAUCAGCAGCAAGACUGUCUGGAGAGGCUCUUGAAUUUGCGAAAGAACCUGGUCGACUGGUGGGGAACGCUACCUGAAGAGACCAACUGCAGGGAUCUCAAUCCAGCAGGACCCCUUUUCCGCUCCAACGUGCACUUGAAGCUCGACUAUUGUCUGACCCGCAUCUUCCUGGGACGACCGUUCCUCUUCAGCACCAACAGGGCAGUCAGCUCGGCUACUCUACCCGGUGCUCCUCUCAAAACACCGUCAGGUCCCGCCAAAAACCGUUCCACAUUGAUUACGGAUUGUGUAGAAGCCGCCCUCGAGAUUAUCGACCUAUGUCGGCUCCUUCGCGACGAGCGCGGUCUUGCUCGCGCAUCAUUUACCGAAUUCAGCUCAUGUCGUGCUGCUCUGCUCGUCAUUCUAGCCCAAAGCUUGACCAAACGCACCGAGCGCCUGCGCGAAGCAUUGGACAAGGGCAUGGCACUGAUCAAGAUCAUGUCCAUGGGCGUCGGCUCUGCCCGUGCAGCAGUAAGCGUCAUUGAGACCUUGGAACGCGCAAUUCGCCGUCUCGAAGAGUAUAGCCAGACUCAACCCCAAGGCAGUACCGGUGUCGUCGAAUCAGCAUACGACCGAUUCAAGAACUGGGAAAUGCUAUGGAAGACCGGGCCAAUUUCACCCGAAAUCGUCCCAUUCCAAGAGCAGCAAUACCAUCAUACUAGCAGUAACGGGCUCGCCCCCGUUGUCACCCCCAUUCCGGGCGGCGCAUCUACCGCGAACGAGCCCGUGGAAGCCGACGUCGGCAGCGCAAGUCUUCCCGACUCGUCGGAGUUUUCUGUUUCACAUCCCCUGUCGCAGAUGCCGCAUUUCGGCCUCGAUCACUUCGUUUCGAAUCUGCCUCAAGAACUGGGCGAGUUCACUGCCAUCCCUUGCUUUGAGCCUGAUGGCCAGCCGAGUCUUACUGGAGAGAUGAAGCAAGCAGAUACGCGGUGGAUGAACUUCAUGAAUGAUUGA
Molecule: messenger RNA, 2406 nt
Organism: Aspergillus niger
Lineage: Eukaryota; Fungi; Ascomycota; Eurotiomycetes; Eurotiales; Aspergillaceae
Exons: 7
Coding region: 1-2406 (801 amino acids)
Biological process (GO): DNA-templated transcription; regulation of DNA-templated transcription
Molecular function (GO): DNA-binding transcription factor activity, RNA polymerase II-specific; zinc ion binding; DNA binding
Source: RefSeq, a predicted model, not a curated record